ACAAACCAUUCUCCGUUCAGACUUCAUGCAGAACGUUCGUGCGUGAUCUUUACAUUCGGUUAACAUUCAAUAAAGUUUAUUCCUUUUUGUUAGUGUUGUGAUUUUGUUUAUUGACAACAUGUGUGAAAAGAGAACAAGAAAAAUCAAGAAAGGUUCCCACAUUACUCGCCUACGCGAAGCAAGACGUAUACAGCGUCUGCAAAGGAUCGCUUCCCCGUCCACUAGCGACGAGUCUAACUCGUCGCCAUGCCCUCCAACGGUCGACAAGGCCGCCCAAAACCGCGUCAUCUUAGAGCUCGCUUGGAAGACCGUAGCGCUGAUGCACAAGAACAGAUUGAUCCAACAGAAGAUCAUUGAUCUUCAAAAGGAAACGUCACAGUACAUACAGUCCGUAAUGAGCAACCCUGAGAACAGGAGGCGCUAUAUGGAACACGUCCGUUUGUACGGUGCGCAACCUACGCAACUUAAGCUAUUAGCAGCCGAAAAGAAUGUACAGGUCAAAGUGGAGCCCAAAGCGUGAGCCCCAAUCUAAUUCUGAAAGUUCGUAAAAUCUAUGAACAACAAAAAACAAAAUGGCGGAAAUCAUUUGUUAUUUACAUUUUGAUUACAAUGACAUGUUUUUGAUUAAAACGACUCGUUCUUUAUGCGAACGGCGAAAGGCGAUGUGAAAUAUGAAAAAAAAUACGCUUGAAAAUCAACGCAGCUGUUGCUUGAAGUGUGCCUGAGAGAAGUUUGCGUCUAAAAAUCAUGUUGAUGAAAACGGAUCUGUUAUGAUUUUUUAUUAGUAGAUUAGUAGUUUUAAGGUGUUGUUUUUUUUUUUGAAGUUCAAGAGAACAUAUUUCGGGAUCUCUUAUUUAUUCUUUCAAUACCUACUUGAAGGUUUUAUGCUAACUAAAGAAGCUAUUAUUAUUUAUCCAAAAAAGUAAAUAGUUUAGAGACGUUUCAAUGAUUUUGUAGUUAUUUUCAUGACAUUUUGUAUUUAAUUCAUUGUACAAUGUUCGUUAUUCUUUUGAAAGCUUUCUAUGUGGGUAGUUCUAAUUUCCCUGUCGGCAAUAUUAACGAAUCAGUGUCUUAAAUAAAAAUGUUGUGCUUAUUAUAAUUAUAUAAUAAUGUGUACUGUUCUUUAUAAUUAUAAGAUAUUAAUAAGCUGUACUGUUACAUAAUAAGUUGUAUUUAAAAGGCUGUUUGAUGUUCUUAAUAUGUAAUGUUGCCUUCGUUUCUAUGAUUUAAAAGAAAUCGUUCAAAAUCCGCUUCUACCGCUCCAUUUUCUGUAUUCAAACAUGGCAUUCAUUUCGCAAAAAAAUAUUAUUUUUCAUUCAUCAAUUUGUAAUCCAUAUAUACAAGAUUUCUAAAUUAAUUUAGAACAACAAGCAGAAUUUUUUUCAAAAUGGCGGUUUUAAAGUUUUUUUUUUUAAUGAAUAGAGACCAAGGCAAUAAAAUGGUUUUUAAAGAAUACUCUUAAUCGUUUAAACUUAUAUUAAGAUUAGAUUGAUUUUUGAUUGAAUUUCGUAAUUUACGCGUUAAACAUUAAAAGUGGAAGCUUAUGUAAUCAAUGUAUUAAGUGUUGGUGCAUGGCAAUCUUUGCAUUAUGAAAACUUUGUCAAAAUAAUUCAUUUGCUAUUCCACACGAUGCUACUUUGAAAUGUCAGUUUGACGUAGUUUCAAAGCGCUCAUUUGAUCAUAAACUACAUAUCGUGAGCAAAAGAUUUGUUCAAUAUUGCUAUAGAAUAGUCCUUAAAUGAAAAGAAUUGGGUAAUGCACCGAAGUAGGUAGAUAUGCAUCUCGUAUACAAUUCAUUCAUUUUCGUAAGUAAUUUUCAAUUUCAAUCUCAAUACACUUGUCACACAACACUUAAUACAUACAGUUUGCAUUUAAUAUUUAGUUAAUGAAUUAUUAAUUAUAUCCAUGUUAGCACAGACUACCAAAAACUGUGUUCAUUUUAAAAUAUUUACUUAUACUUUUUAGUCGAUGUAAUGUACACAAAAAAGUAUUACUUACAUUUCUAAAUUAAAUUUUCUAACUUUUCGUGUGAUAAAUUUUUAAAUUGUAUUAUUUCGAUUACAAAUUACUUUAGUGAGUUUAAAACGAAAUAACUCCUUAUUAGGUAUACAUACACAAAAGUGUUUCAAGGUUUUAAAUUAAAAAUGUUUUUAUUUUCAUAGGUUUUCAGAAUUUGAUUAUUUAAAAUAUGAUUAUAAUUUAAUGUAAACAUAAAAUUUUAAUUCCCUUAAAAUACUUAUAAUUUAGAAGUUCAAUUCUGUCAUGUCAGUUUUUGAAAAUGUGUGUCACUGACUGACUAGGGAGAAUGUAUGACGUCACUUCCAUAGAUAAUACACUUCAUAAUUAGAAAAUCAAAAACGGUUGUUGUGUACAAAAUUUACAUCAUAUUUGCUUUAAAAAGUAUUAUUGCUUAGGCUUAAGAUUAUUUAUACAUAUUUUGUUGGUAAAACUCCUUGUGUAGAUUAAGCCUUCAAAAUUUUUCACGUGUUUUAGCUGUUAUUAUUCAUUAAAAAUACACUAGUCUUUGAUAUUCGA
Molecule: messenger RNA, 2535 nt
Organism: Bombyx mandarina (wild silkworm)
Lineage: Eukaryota; Metazoa; Arthropoda; Insecta; Lepidoptera; Bombycidae
Gene: Cipc
Product: Clock interacting protein circadian
Source: RefSeq, a predicted model, not a curated record